CAUUCAGAAGACAACGGAACAUCUGUUAAAGACAGUUUCGGUUCAGAGCGGCAGCUGAUUUUUGGGACUCCAGGAUUAAUCUUAGCCUGGCUCUGGAGCAGGCUAGCUGCAAAGAAUACAUCUCUUGGCAGGGUUUCUUGGCUGGGUUUUAUUCAACCUGCUAUUGUGCAACCAAGUCAAAGCUAAAUUCAUCCAGGAUAACUUGAAUAUCCCGGCUUAAUCCCUUUUCCUGGUUUUGUGCAACAGGCCCCAGUUCUCGGCUGUGUCUCUCUGUGUCAAUCUGACAGAUUUUGUAGUUUUCUGUUGUGUUUUGCCAAGAAGAGCAUUAAGAGGGUGUUUUCCCUCGCCUCUGUGCCCGUGUCCUGCCUCCACAACUGUGACAACCAUAAAUUGUCUUUGGAAGUUACAUAGCUAGUUGAGUCCAACUGUGUGAGAAAGGAUUUUUAUAUGUUUCACAUGAUUUAAACACACCCGUCUCUGGGAGGUCCGACAGUUGCCAGGUAGAAUUUCUAACAAAAACGACAUCAUGAGGAGAACAGAAAAUUCGAGGUGAAGGGGUUGUAUGUAAAAACAUUUCCAUGAUUCAGAAAUGAAAGAGACAGAACGUGGCACAAAAAAUUGGCUUGCAUGACAAUUGUAGAAAGCUGGUUUACCCAGAAACAACACACUGGGUAUUUUUCAUUGGUCUAAUAGUCAAAACAAACUAGAAAGAGGAAGGGAUUAUCUGAAAUCUAGCUUUGAUAUUGAAGACCUUGUAACACUCAAGCACAGCAGUCAAUGAGCAUUGAUGGUAUGAUGUCUUCUGUGUUUGUGAUUCUGCUUUUGGGGGUGAUUUCAGCACAAGAACCAGCCGUUCACGUAUAUGAUGUCAUAAAGGCCUGUUCGGAAACUGAGCAAUUCAAUAUGAUCAUCCUAGUAGACGAUGAAGAAUAUGGAUAUGUUGAUUUAAAGAAAAACGCAACAGUGACAACAUUGCCAGACUUUGCAACGCCUGUCGAUUGUCCUAUUUGCCUGACAUAUGCAGAGCAGGAAAGUCAACGAGCAGAAAGGGAAAUCAGCAUCUUCAGUAAGGAGACCCAGGAAGCUAAAGUUCGCCCUGAUGUAAUGCUGUAUCCCAAAGAAGAGGUGGCACAGGGUACAAGAAACUCACUUGUCUGCUUUGUCAAUAAUUUCUUCCCUCCCCCUGUCCAAGUGAAAUGGACAAAGAAUGACGAGAACAUCACAGAGAGGGCGGAAGCGGGCAGAUAUGCAACCAACAGCGACAACACUUUCUAUCAUUUCUCCACCUUGACUUUCACCCCAGAAGAGGGCGACAUCUACACCUGUACUGUGGAGCACCCAGCCCUGGACAACCCCUUAACCAAGAUAUGGGAUUUUGAGAUGCCCCCUGGUACCAGUCUGGGUCCUGCUGUGUUCUGUGGACUGGGUCUGACUCUGGGGAUACUGGGAAUCGCUACUGGAACAUUCUUCUAUGUCAAAGGAAACCAGAGACAAAUAUAGCAGCAAGCAGCAGAUUAAAUCUGUGGGCUCAUUGCACCCUCUUCUGGAUUCACUGGACAUUACACCCUCCUAUGAGCUACUGCCUGUCUGGCUUGGCAAAUGACUGCUUUUUAGGUGUUUUAGACUCGUAAUUAUGAUGUUUACUACUUACAUAAUGGAAUUUUUACCCUCAUCUACACCCAUAAUGACAAAGCAUUUUAGAAAUGUGGGCCAAUUUAUUGAAAAUUGAAAUAUCUCGUGUACAUAAGUAUUAAGAGAUUUUAAUCAGUACUUUCUACAAAUGCCUUUGACAGCAUUCACAGUUUGAGUCCAAGCCACGAAUGUAUUGUGAUCCUAGCAACGCCUCUGUCCUUAACACAA
Esox lucius (northern pike) is the source of this 1860-nucleotide messenger RNA. RefSeq names its product H-2 class II histocompatibility antigen, A-Q alpha chain-like. NCBI's taxonomy places the organism in Eukaryota, Metazoa, Chordata, Actinopteri, Esociformes, Esocidae. Gene Ontology annotation, biological process: peptide antigen assembly with MHC class II protein complex; antigen processing and presentation of exogenous peptide antigen via MHC class II; positive regulation of T cell activation. The transcript has 4 exons. Bases 778 to 1500 code for a protein of 240 amino acids. Gene Ontology annotation, cellular component: membrane; MHC class II protein complex. The record is from RefSeq and is a predicted model, not a curated record. Gene Ontology annotation, molecular function: MHC class II protein complex binding.